CCUCUGUGGGAGGAGGAUGUUGUCGGGGCAACCAGGAAGGGAGGGUGUAGGGCAAGACUCAUCUACCCGGAACUGAGUGAAACAAAACUGGCCUGGUUUUAAAGUCUUAAAGGCUUCUCUUUCUUGAGCUCAGAGGACCCGAGUCCAGAUCACCAGCCUCUUCAUCCCCAGGACCCAGACACCCAGUACCCACCUCCAUGGAGCUCUGUCGGUCCCUGGCCCUACUCACUGGCUCCCUGGGCCUGGUGUCCAUCCUGAUUGCUCUGAGCACGGAUUUCUGGUUUGUGGCUGAGGGGCCCAGGUUUUCAUUUCACUCGGGGCUCUGGCCAAAGGAGUUUCACACCGAGGUACCAGACUACCUCCGUGCGACGCAGAGCCUCAGCAUUCUGGCCACCCUGUGGGGACUGGUGUCGGUGAUCUUCCUGAUCGUGUCCUGCAUCCCCUCACUGUCCACUCGAGGCUACGGGCCCCUCGUCUCUUCUACCAUGGCUUUUGCUGCAGGUAGACUCCGGGCUGCACUUGGGCUCUGGGGACCGGUGGGUUCCCGCAGCGGGCCUGAGCCCUCUCUCUCGUCUUCAUCCCCAGCCAUUUUUGCAGUGGUAGCCAUGGUGGUCUACACCAGCGAGCGGUGGAACCAGCCUCAACACCCCCAGAUCCAGACCUUCUUCUCCUGGUCCUUCUACCUGGGCUGGGUUUCAGCUGUCCUCUUGCUCUGUGCAGGUAGCCUGAGUCUGGGGGCUUACUGUAGUGGCCCCCGGCCUGGCUAUGAUGCCUUGUGAGCCGGAGGCGAGACAGGCAGGAUGAAGCACUAUCCGCGGAAGACCUCAUCAGGAGCCGCAGGCCCCCGCAGCCCUCCCUCUAGCCCUUACCCCCAGCCCUCCCGCAACCCCUCCAUUUGUUUCUUCAUCCAUUCAACAAAAAUUUGCCGGGA
Messenger RNA from Leptonychotes weddellii (Weddell seal), 931 nucleotides. NCBI's taxonomy places the organism in Eukaryota, Metazoa, Chordata, Mammalia, Carnivora, Phocidae. The record is from RefSeq and is a predicted model, not a curated record.